AAUCACUAGCUCGACUGGCUUGCCAAGGAAAUGCCUGUGCAAUCUAAGCUGCGGCCUUUUUUGCCUGUGACUUAUUUCAUAUCCUACACUGCUUUGGGACAAACGUUGCUGUCGGGGCCCACAUCGGGCAGUCAUCCUUGGACGACAAGGCUCGUGUCUUGGUCUUUACGGGGAUGAACUAACAAUGUCUUCUUUCUGCGUGAAUACUUCAUGCGCCAACGCUGCAGCAGGGUCAACCUGGGAUAUAACUUGGCGGGAGUUUAUUCCCCUUCGGCCACGCCACUGUAUCCUUACACAGCGUCGUUGAUCAGCGUGGCAACAAAACGCCAACGCCCGGGCAGGAAUAGUAAUUCAUCUGCACAGACCUACCUCCUUUUCCUCCCCGCUCAGGGAUAUUGCUGUGAUGCCUAAAACCAUGCCAUCAUCAGCAUUUGCACCCGUUACGCCACAUGACUACCUCGCAAGCCAUCAGACCCCGUUUCUCUUGUAC
Messenger RNA from Aspergillus versicolor CBS 583.65, 490 nucleotides. RefSeq lists its product as uncharacterized. The record is from RefSeq and is a predicted model, not a curated record. The coding region runs from base 211 to 411 and encodes 66 amino acids. Lineage: Eukaryota; Fungi; Ascomycota; Eurotiomycetes; Eurotiales; Aspergillaceae. The transcript has a single exon.